Molecule: messenger RNA, 378 nt
Organism: Glossina fuscipes
Lineage: Eukaryota; Metazoa; Arthropoda; Insecta; Diptera; Glossinidae
Product: tyrosine-protein phosphatase non-receptor type 61F-like
Exons: 3
Coding region: 13-363 (116 amino acids)
Biological process (GO): protein dephosphorylation
Molecular function (GO): protein tyrosine phosphatase activity
Source: RefSeq, a predicted model, not a curated record
GAUGUAGCUUAUAUGUGUCCACAACUGGCUAGAAAUCGAUAUUUUAAAUACAAUAGAAUAGCAAAUGAUCGAAAUGGUUGGCAACGUUUAUAUCAGGAAAUUCGUGAAAAAUGUGAACGAGAAGCCAAUGAGAAACACUUUGGAACCAGCGAAUCAGAAAAACCUCAUAAUCGUUGUCUCAAUCGAUAUCGCGAUGUCAAUCCUUACGAUCAUUCAAGAAUCAUUAUACAUCGCGGAAGCGUUGAUUAUAUAAAUGCAAAUUUAGUCAAGCUUGAACGUGCAGAACGGAAAUACAUAUUGACACAAGGGCCAUUGGGGGAUACUAUGGGACAUUUUUGGCACAAAAGCUAUUCUCAUGCUUAACAAAUUAAUGGAGAA